GCUUCUCAUUAGGGGGCAAAACAUAAACAAACCGCCAUCGAAAAUAUACAAAUUUGAUACAGUGAUUACUCAUUGUAAUUCUUUGAUUGUGUCGUCUGCUGGUUUUAGGAAUCUUUAAACAGCUUUCAAACAGCAUAUUACGGUGAAUAACGAAUAUUUUGGCCUCAUUCAGCGUUUGUAGGAGGCAGAAAAAAUAGGCGCAUCUGGAGGACUGAGAUUUUAGGGUAAUUUCUUUAAUAAAAUUAUGAAUGAAACUUGAAAAGAAAUGAAGUGCUGUUAUAUUAAACAGUUCUGUCAAUUCAUUGUCUUUAAUAAUAAAGCGAAAAACAUUACGAUACAAUUCAUUUGCAGUGCAGUGCUUCGUGGAGAAAAUGGCCGAGUGGAAGCAAAGUGAACCUUGCAACGAGCCUUGUGAUGAAAAUAUCGGGAUUCAAUCUAUAACACCGCAUUCUAGUAAAGUGGUUUGUAUAGUUCCUGGAUGUCGUACACGGAAUGGCCAAGGAUAUUCAUUCCACAACUUUCCCCCGAAGGCGGAUAGAAAAUGGUAUAAGGUUUGGUUGACAAAAUUGCGACUGAAUUAUGAGCCAUCUCCGUCGUCGAAAGCUUGCAGCUUACAUUUUAGCAUUACAAACUUUGUUGUUCCUACUGCGAGAAGGCUUACUGAACGGAUGAUUUUAAAAAGAACAGCCAUACCAGACAUCAACUUACCUAAACCAAUUUGUAACACAUUGAGAGAAAUAGCAGCUAAAAAUCGCGCAGAACGAGCAGCCAGGCGGAAUGAAUUUAAACCAGAUCUGAAUCAUUAUAUGGAGGACAGCCAAAUGUCGAUCUGUGAUGAUACUGAGGACGCAAUAGAUAUUAUUACAGCACCGGACUUUGAGCAAGCAGCUGUUAUUACAUCACCGGACUUUGUGCAAGCAGCUGUUAUUACAUCACCGUACUUUGUGGAAGCAGCUGUUCAGGUGGACACGCUUGAUUUGGAUAAACUUUUUAUCGGUCGUCGUAGAACUAUGUCUGUCCACUUUAACCGAUUCGGAGUUGAACUCCUGGACAGGGUUAGCUUUCCUCAAAAUGUUGGAUACCAUCGUUGAGGGCUUAUGUUCGUUGGCCGCGUAUAAGAAGCGAUCGCACUCUACCGUUCCUGUAGAAGAGGAAGUGCUUGUAGUGUUUGUGAAAAUGAAAACGAAUAUAUCGUUCUCUUGCAUGAGUGCUCUGUUUAUCUUACAUUACCAGACUAUUUCUCAGGUGUUUUACCGGACAGUUCCAUUGUUGAAGAUGAUGUGCACUCCAUUAGUACCAUGGCCAACACAAGAAGAAGUUAAUCGCAAUAUGCCACACUAUUUCCGACCAUAUUAUACUGACGUUAUCGCUGUACUCGAUUGCACUGAAAUGCCAAUUAAAAAACCAAAAUGUCUCCACUGCAGGAUCAACGCAUAUUCGCAUUAUAAAGGACGUGAGACUGCGAAGUACUUGAUUGCAGUUACUCCAGGAGGAACAAUAUGCUAUAUAAGUCAUGGAUAUGGCGGGAAGGCUUCGGAUAAGCAAAUAGUUACUGCGGAAAAAUUGCUCGAAAAAUUUAAAAUUGGUGAAGCAGUGAUGACCGAUAAAGGUUUCAGCAUAGAUACUGAAUGUAAAGCCCUCGGAGUGAAGUUUGUGCGACCACCAUUUCUAACGGCUCCUCGAUAUCAGCUGAGUACAAUGGAUGCUCGUGUAAAUGUUUCUAUAGCCGCGUCAAGAGUACAUGUGGAACGAGCUAUACAACGCAUAAAAUUUUUCGAAAUAUUCAACAACAAAAUCGAUACACGUUUUCUUCCUAUAUUGGAUGAUUUAAUAUACAUUGCCUGUGGAAUUGUCAAUAUUUCGAAGCCAAUUCUGUCAAACGAACGAUUUUAGAAUUAGAAUUUUUUUAUUAAUAAUACUUUAGAAUACAUAUAUUAAACAGACGAAUAUAGAUAUUUCAAAAAAACAUUAAAAUAAACCUCCUUCAGCACUGCUACCAUCGUUCUAACAUAAUCUGGAUCGAAUUGAACUUUCUGAACAUAGCAUUUAUCAUCAUAUUCUGAAUAGAUUAUAAAAUCUGCUACUCUACAUUUUGUUAUGAACAUAGUUAGUUGCAACUGUGCGUAAUAUUGAUGAUUUUUUUUCAAAACAUUUAAUCUUGUAAAAUAGGGAAGAAAAUCAAUUAAAUCACUCAAUGAUUUAUUUUCCCCUUCUUUUGGACACUUAAUUUCUAUUAUUCUCCCUUCGUUUAUAACAAUUCCGUCAGGAGAACAUCCCAGCCAUGAAAUAUGUGGGGGUAUUACGAAACCACAACUCCAAACGUUUUUUCUGUAGUCUCGCUCAUAUGCUGCUAUGGCUUUUGAUUCGCAUCGGAUCCCAUGUACGAUUGCUGGUGUUGAAAGAUGUUUCGGUGUCACCAUACUCAGGAUUUUACUUUUCCAAUUUUUGUUCUUGUCGGGUUGAUUUGUGUAGUAUGUAUACACAGAGUAUGCACUGGAUGAAGUGAUGCGCCGGCUUCGUUCUUUUUUCCAUUGCGAUGAUACUCUUUGUUCUAUAGUUCUUGUACAUAUUUUCAAAGACUCGUAUUCCGAUACUUUCACAUUAAUUUCGAAAUGAAGUUGCAGAUCCUUUUCUAACGGACCUAUAAAUUCCAUUAUUUCACGAUCGAUCAUCGUGAAGUUAUCAGGAUGAAACGAUCUUCUCAGGAAGGAUUUAAGUAGACUGCAAGUCAUAUUUUCUUCAAUAGAAAUUAACGAAUCAAUGGAUUCUGUAGAAUGACUUUGCACAUCUAUAUCGAGAAGUGUAUUCAGAACAUCAGAUUCAUCAUUUUUGAACAUCAGAUUCAUCAAUAUUUUUCAUUUCUCGUCCUUUCUUUUCGUAUGCCAGACCGCUUUCAGGGAAUCCUAAUAAUUAAUAAUUAAAAUUUUAUUUUAAAAAAUCGAUCAAUAAAUUGGAAGCAAACCUUUCACGAAAAGCUGAAGAAUGUUGGUACCCUCAUCGUGAGUCAAACCCGCCGGCGAGGCAGCUUCAGUCGUAUCUUUUGUAUUCGUCAUUUUUUUGCAGAAUGCGGUCAAUGAUGUUGUCUUGUACAUAUCGUCAGCAACUUUUUCUGCAAUUUUACCCCACUUUUGUUGCAAAUCUGUUACUGUAAGCAAUGGAACUGAAGGGAACCUAAAAAUAGAAAAAUUGAUUUUUGCCAUUUGUAUUCAAGAAAAUCACAAAAAACACAUUAGAAGAUGUUUCUAAACGGCCAUUAUGUGUUUGCAUUUUCCCAUUCCAGCUUUGCACGAACACUGAAAAGACCACUUUUCAAAGGAAGGUCUGGUGCGGAUGGAAAUUUUGUGUGGAUCAGCUCUAGGUGAUGAUGACUUCAAACAAGUCGCAAAUAUGGUAAAGCCGUCCUCGUGCACGGUUUGAACUCCGACAAGAAGCAAGUGGUUAGCUUGAAACACCCGUUCACCUUCGACUAUCAACCUGCUUCCUCCUCCGACGUAUUGAAAAAUAUCGGCAAGCUGCAAAUUUACCGCCAUCAUCGAAGAGUUUAUCGCAUUGGAUGCCUGUUUAAGAAAGAAAUAUUAAAGGUUUUCAUUAGCUUUUCAUUGCAUUAGAAAUAUUCCGGAACUAUUUUUUGUUCAAAUCGCACUAAAGUAACUAAAGAUUUUUACCACAGAUUCAGGAAGAAACCUCGAAACAUCGAUUUUCAUUCAUAAUUUUGAUUCGAAACGAGAGAUGAAAUUCCAAUUCGCAUAUCAUACUAGUUUUUGAAUAUUAAUUAUGGACGAACAAUACAAGUACGAUUUGCACGAAUGGUGAAAAAAGAUUAUGCAUAUGGUAUAUGAUAUUUUCUUACUCACCAUUUUUGCAGAAAGCUAUAGAAUCUCAAGAUAACUUUGAACAAAAAUUAUAGUUUUUCUCACUGCGUUUGUUUACGUUUCACAACCCUAAUUUGAAAUGUCAAACUCAAUGCCGUC
Toxorhynchites rutilus septentrionalis is the source of this 3971-nucleotide messenger RNA. RefSeq lists its product as uncharacterized. NCBI's taxonomy places the organism in Eukaryota, Metazoa, Arthropoda, Insecta, Diptera, Culicidae. The coding region runs from base 372 to 1091 and encodes 239 amino acids. Gene Ontology annotation, molecular function: sequence-specific DNA binding. The transcript has 2 exons. The record is from RefSeq and is a predicted model, not a curated record.